Vollenhovia emeryi is the source of this 2702-nucleotide messenger RNA. RefSeq names its product activating signal cointegrator 1 complex subunit 1. Bases 230 to 1339 code for a protein of 369 amino acids. Gene Ontology annotation, molecular function: RNA binding. Gene Ontology annotation, cellular component: nucleus. The transcript is spliced from 9 exons. The record is from RefSeq and is a predicted model, not a curated record. Gene Ontology annotation, biological process: regulation of DNA-templated transcription; DNA alkylation repair. NCBI's taxonomy places the organism in Eukaryota, Metazoa, Arthropoda, Insecta, Hymenoptera, Formicidae.
AGGCCUCUCAUCGGCGCUAAUCUCGCGUUCCCCUCGUGAAAGAUUUGUAUCCCGCGGCUGGUUGGCGAUCGAGGGUGGUCCUGAAAUAGUUGGUCAAACUCAGGGAUUGGAUUGGGCUCGUCAUAAGGAUGAAAAAAGUUCCCAUAAACAGAAAUUACAAGAUCGCAUUGUCAACACCUGCGAAAUUAUAAGAAAUGCGCCAGGAAUCUUUGAGCGUGUCAGACAGUCAAUGGUUAGACGGAUGGAAGCGUGUGUUUUCGUUAACGGUGGACAUUUUCAACAACUUUUGAGCGUUCGUAUAAAACGUAUCGCGCUUUGUCGAAUGGAUGUGUUGGAACCAGAAUUAAUUUGGGUUGGUGGACAGUGCUACAGAUUUUACGAAAGCACCAUCUGGAAAAACAUUCACACGUCAGCCCCAUACAUGGAGGACAAGGAGUCAGUUUGCUCGGACGAGGAAUCUGAGACUGAUAUAGAGAUAGUGCCCCAUGACACGACGUUUACGCACACCUUUUACGUACCCACAAUCUUUUAUUCGCAUAUAAUUGGUAUGAAGGGUACAACCCUCAGGAAAUUGCAAAAUGAGACGAGAACAACUAUUACUAUACCAAAGAAAGGAAACGAUGGAAACAUCGUUAUUACCGGACGGGAACGUAAGGACAUAAUAUCUGCAAGGCACAGAAUUGACUUGCUAAUAGAAGCUUCGAAGAAGAAGAUACGUUAUACACAUUUUUUGUCGAUUCCACUGAACAAGAAAGAGAUAAUCGAUAAUUAUCUUUCUUUCAAGAAAGACGUGUUGGAGAUGCACAACCAGACCACACACAAUAUUGACGAGUCAGUCUUUCAAACCCCAGCGAAGUUGCAUCUUACUAUUGGGAUGCUCAAAUUAUUUGACGAUAACGAGAAACAGCACGUUAUUGAUGCUCUCGAGGAGUGUAAAGAAAACAUUAUAGAUCCCAUUCUUGAAGAAACUGGGCCAAUAAACAUACAACUACAAGGAGUUGCGUGCAUGAAUGACGAUCCUGCUAACGUCAAAGUUUUGUAUGCACAAAUUUUGCACAGCGAAAAAUUGCAAAACCUCGUUGAUACAGUUACCGAAUACUUUGCUGAUAUAGGCUUAAUGGAGAAGGAUAAAGUAAAAUUACACGUUACUCUAAUGAAUACAACAUUUAAAAAGGAUUACCCGGCAAGAUUCAGAGAAAAAUACGACGCAAGUGAAAUAUUGAAAGUACAUAAAGAUACAGUGUUUGGAGCAACAGUACUAAAUCAGAUUGAUAUAUCUGAACUUCGAACCGCUACCAAAGACACUUAUUAUAAAUCGAUAGGUAGCAUUACUUUUUAAGUACACGUGCUAUAGUUGUAACGAUGAUGUAACGAAAUCUGUUUAGUAGAAAAUUCAUUGUUAGCUCGUGUAAUCGUCGCGAGAAAGGAUUUGUGAUCGAAUUCGGGUGUUGAAAACCUGCUAUUUCAUAUUAGAAACUUAUCUCAUAAUAGAGAACUUUACGUAUAUUACUUAAAGUUCUUUUUUGCAUAUUAUGAUAUGGAUAUUAAAAAUAUAACUUAAGUAAGGCUAAGUUGUUUUAUGCAGCUGUAUUUUGCGUUAUUCAAAGUAGUUUUAUCAUUGUGCUGAUUUAAAUACGUCCGGGUAUCUUUUCACGUACAAGAAUAUUCUAGAAAUAACUUCGGUUGAGGUUUAAGUUCGUAAAUGCUCCUUCGUUCGUAACGGUUUGUAAAGGUCAUAAACGGCCGGAAGUUUUUUUUUUUAGAUUCUCGAAAGACUAUUGGUUCACGCAGCAAUGCUAAAGUUCUGAGGAGAAAAUUCGCGAAAGGGCAGGUGAGGGAAGGGGAAGCAGAUAGAAAGAGAUUCCGUAUUUUUGGAAAUGUAUAAAGAUUAGGACAAGGAGAUGUUCAGAGACUUCUCAGGAUAAGCCACGUGCUCGGGGAAAAAAAAAGAGUACGAAUAUUGCGUUAGUUUCUUACGUUAGAAGACGAGAAGUUCUAGAAUCAGGUCGCUGUGUUAACGAGGAUCUAGGCGCGAAAAUAGAGUUUACGUAAACAAAGGUAAAUAUCGAAGUUCGGAAAACGAAGGUAAGGGAAGAAGAGGUAAAUUUCAUCCGGUUGUAAUCGCGGGAAGUGAUCGUUUACACUCGGUAACGAUUGUCUCUCCGCGAUUCGUCGAAGGACGUUAACUCCGAGCUGGAAGAACGUGCGAUUAAAGGCAUCGAUUAGAUAUUAGUUUCUAAACGUGUUCGAUUUAACUGCGUUGUUUAAAGAGAAUGUGCGUGCGUGUUUCGUUCGUAAAUCAACACAGACGAAUCGGCCACGACAUUGGCCGAAUCCUAAUCAUGUAUUUUCCUUAUCAGACUGUCAAUAGAGCUAGCUCUCUCAGCUUCCAUCUCCGUUCGGUUUUCAUUAACGCCUAACCUCUUUUGUUAAAUUAAUCUAAUUGCCGUUGCGCCGAAAGUAGUCUAGCAAAGGCUGGAAUCACGAAACUCCGUAAAUAAUGAAACAGUGGAUACGGAUGCUCGUUUCUUCCGGCGUGAGAAUCGGAUAAUACGAGACGGCGUUUUUCAACUUGCAUUGUAAGCGCGCGUGCAACCUAAGCGGCGUACACGCUUAAGAUUAUAAAUAUUUCAAUUGUUUGUGUAACGCGAACGAAAGCCGAUAAGUUUUGUUAAAUAAAUUCGAAGACGUAACCUCUAAAA